AUGCUGCUAACGAAGGAACGAUCCCCGUCACCGGACUUCUCCCCGCUCGCCUUUUGCGAAGACCUCGCGCCGUUGCCGGAGUACAAGGCCGCGGGCACGAUACAGGUCGAUUUCGCGGGCCUGCUGAGCGAGCCCUUGCAGCUUCAUGAAGAUCUCGCCUCGGGAUGUGGCGGGCAAUUGUGGCCGGCGGGGAUGGUGCUAGCGAAACAUAUGCUGCGGUACCAACGGGAAAGUUUGAAGAGCGCGAGGAUACUCGAGCUUGGCGCUGGCGGCGGGGUUGUCGGGCUCUCAGUAGCGAGAGGCUGCACCGAUCUUGAGCACCCGUUGAUUCUGAGCGACAUGGUGGAGAUGGAGGCGUUGAUGCAACACAACAUCUCAUUAAACAAGCUCGAUGAGAAAGCCAAGGCGAGGGUGCUGAAUUGGGGCGAGCCACUCCCACAGGAAAUUGUCGAUUUCAAGCCUGAUGUGAUCUUAGCAGCCGACUGCGUCUACUUUGAACCCUCGUUUCCACUUCUGAUGAAGACACUGCACGAUCUCUUCGCCCUAACACCAACUGCCACUGUCUUCUUCUGCUACAAGAAAAGGCGGAAGGCGGACAACAAAUUCUUCACGGCUGCGCGGAGAGCAUUUACAGUGACUGAAAUCAAGGACGAAGAUUCGCCUGUGUUUAGCAAGAACGGUAUAUUCCUUUGCACUUUUACCCACCAAAAAUGA
Messenger RNA from Dichotomopilus funicola, 714 nucleotides. Its product is annotated as protein-lysine methyltransferase METTL21D. Gene Ontology annotation, molecular function: protein-lysine N-methyltransferase activity. Gene Ontology annotation, biological process: peptidyl-lysine methylation. Bases 1 to 714 code for a protein of 237 amino acids. Gene Ontology annotation, cellular component: cytoplasm; cytosol. NCBI's taxonomy places the organism in Eukaryota, Fungi, Ascomycota, Sordariomycetes, Sordariales, Chaetomiaceae. The record is from RefSeq and is a predicted model, not a curated record. The transcript is spliced from 3 exons.